ACAGCUAGAGGACUGUUCAGUUUUAAGUGGCAAGAGACUCCCUCAUCUCCAGAACCACAGAAGCAAUUGGGCUUUCAGGAUGUUUUCAUUCAAGCAAGUUGCUUACUUCAUUUGCUUGUUUACUUCAGUUUCCUGUGGCUGCCUGACUCAUCUAUACCACAAUACUUUCUUCAGAGGUGGGGAUAUCACUGCCUUGUACAGCCCAGAUGCCGAGCACUGUCGGAUGAUGUGCACGUUCCACCCCAGGUGUUUGCUAUUCAGCUUUCUUCCAGCAAGUUCAACUAAAGAGCCAGAGAAAAAGUUUGGCUGCUUCUUGAAAGACAGUGUUACCGGAACGCUACCAAGGAUGCAUAGGACAAGUGCCAUCUCUGGGCAUUCCUUAAAGCAGUGUGGCCACCAAAUAAGUGCUUGCCACCGAGACAUUUAUGAGGGAAUUGACAUGAGAGGAACCAAUUUUAAUCUUUCUAAGGUUAAAAGUGUUGAAGAAUGCCAAAAAUUGUGCACCAAUAAUAUUCGCUGCCAAUUUUUCACGUAUGCCACACAAAAGUUUUAUAAUGCUGGGUAUCGGAACAAUUGCCUAUUAAAGCAGAGUCCAAAUGGAACACCUACCAGUAUCAAGGUACUGGACAAUGUGGUGUCUGGAUUCUCACUGAAGCCCUGUGCACUUUCAGAAAUUGGUUGCCACAUGGACCUUUUCCAGCAACUUGCGUUUUCCGACGUGGAUGUUGCCAGAGUUGUCACUCCGGAUGCCCUUGUGUGCCGGACCAUCUGCACCUAUCGCGCUAACUGCCUCUUCUUCACCUUCCACACCAACGAAUGGGAUGUAGAAUCAGAGAGAAAUGUUUGCUUCCUUAAGACUUCUGAACGUGGGACACCAAGUCCCCUUACUCUUCAGGAAAACGUUAUAUCUGGACAUAGCCUUUUGUCCUGCAGAAAAACUCUGCCAGAACCAUGCCACAAGAAAAUCUACUCUGGAGUUGACUUCAGAGGGGAAGAACUGAACGUGACCAUCACGCAAGGAGUAACUGCUUGCCAAGAGAUGUGUACAGAAACAGUUCGAUGUCAGUUUUUUACUUACUCUUUACUCCCAGAAGACUGUAAGGGAGAGAAGUGUAAAUGUUCUUUGAGGUUAUCUUCAGAUGGUUCCCCCACCAGGAUUACAUAUGGGAUCCAAGGGACCUCUGGUUAUUCUUUGAGAUUGUGUAAAACAGGGGACAGUUCUGUCUGCACAAAAACAAACCCACGCAUUGUGGGAGGAACAAACUCUUCUUUGGGAGAGUGGCCCUGGCAGGUCAGCCUGCAGGUGAAGCUGACCACCCGGAGUCACCUGUGUGGAGGGUCAAUCAUUGGAAACCAGUGGAUCCUGACUGCUGCCCAUUGCUUUGAUGGGAUUCCCUUACCGGAUGUUUGGCGCAUUUACGGUGGUUUUGUGAAACUGUCCAACAUUACAAAAGAAACUCCUUUCUCACGGAUAAAAGAGAUUAUUAUUCACCAGAAAUAUAAAAUCUCAGAAAGUAGUCAUGACAUUGCCUUAAUAAAACUUCAGGCGCCCCUGAAUUAUACAGAAUUCCAAAAACCAAUAUGCCUACCUUCCAAAUACGAUGCAAAUGCAAUUUAUACCAACUGUUGGGUAACUGGAUGGGGCUACAAUAAAGAAAGAGGUGAAAUCCAAAAUAUUCUACAAAAGGCAAAUAUUCCUUUGGUAACAAAUGAUGAAUGCCAGAAAAGAUACAAAGAUUAUGUCAUAACCAAGCAGAUGGUCUGUGCUGGCUACAAAGAAGGGGGCAAAGAUGCUUGUAAGGGAGACUCCGGUGGUCCCUUAGUCUGUAAACACAAUGGAAUGUGGCAGUUGGUGGGCAUCACCAGUUGGGGUGAAGGCUGUGGCCGCAGGGAACAACCUGGAGUCUACACCAAAGUUGCUGAGUAUGUGGACUGGAUUUUAGAGAAGACACAGAACCGCAACAGAGAUGCUUUGAUGAAGUCAUCGGCAUAAGGAGGCUGGAGAAUGAGGGAGAACCCAGGGUUUUAGCUCUAGAUUUACAAUCUGGGUUCUGGUCAAGUUCUAAGCCUUGGAGUCCUCACCUGCAAAACGUGGAGAGGAGUGUCUACCUCACAUCCUUGUUCUAAGGAUGAAAAAAAAAAAAAAAAAAAAAAAACAACAGGCACACAGAUUCUGGGGAAGAUGCCCUGCUGAAGCUCACUUUCAGUAUUCAGUAGCCAAGAGCUCCUAAUGGAGAUCACUGAAGAGCUCUGAGAUUUCAUUGUGAAAUAAAACAGCAGAAGAACACAAUUUAAAAAAAAGAGUUUCCUUCUGGUUUUGAAACAGAACAGAUAAGUGACUCCCGAUUGCAGCCCAGUGCCUGGGAUCAUUCUGAUCUUCCUGCUUCUGCUGAAACUCAACAUAUCUCAGAGGUAUAACUUGUCCAUGCCUCACCUGCCAGCUCAUUAGGACCUAAUGCUGCCUGUGUCUUUGGGGUGAAGAGCUAGGAAACUCAAGUUUUGUUCUGCUCAGUAGGUGAAGGAGAUAUGUGUAACAUUCCCCUUGACAAUAAAAAGAUGGGUUUCUGGAAUCUAAGAGAAGAGGGUACCUUUUCAUUUCAGGCCCCUACCUCUGCGUCCCCAGCACUGCCAUAGGCAUCUUGUGUGGAUAUGCAGAUGAGGACCACAGGUCUGAGUUUUCCUGGUUGCAGAUCCUGCAAUAGACUCACUGUACAGCCCUCCUGGAAACCAAGAAAUCUGCUUUGCAAAGGACAUUAAUCCGGGCAGUGGACAUCAAUGACUAUUAGUUUCCGCAAUAGUAAUUCAAGAAGCAUUGUUAGGAAUACCAUGUUUCAUAAAAUAUAGACUUGUAAAUUCAUGAUCAUCAGUAAUCAUGAGCAGACUUGAAAGGGAUGAUAUAAAUCCUCAUGCAACACAAAUUCCAAACUUGUUUGGCAAGUCCCACAACUGAUUAGAGGUACCUUGAUUCAGUUCAGUUAAGUUGGUUAACAUUUACCCAGAAUUGACCAUUUACACAAUCUUUAAUCUCUAGAAAAAUAGAAAAGUGAAGUUUUCUAAAAGUGAAUUUUUCCUUGCAUACUCAAAGACACAUUGACUGGUAGAAAGGAUUAAAGUUGGAGAGGCCGAAGGAAAGCCAUAAAGUCCAGGUUAUCCACCGACCUUGCAAUAGGAAAAUUAAGGGUUAAGAAUUUAGUCCAGAAGCAAAAUGAUUUUUGUAAAACCUGGCUAGACUGCAUGAAUUGAUUUUUAAAAAGCAUACAAUUUCAACUUUUACUUUUGAAUGCAAUAAAGGUAUUAGUCUUGUUCUGCA
This is a messenger RNA of Sciurus carolinensis (gray squirrel), 3310 nucleotides long. It is a transcript of the gene Klkb1, whose product is annotated as kallikrein B1. Gene Ontology annotation, biological process: proteolysis. Gene Ontology annotation, cellular component: extracellular region. The record is from RefSeq and is a predicted model, not a curated record. Gene Ontology annotation, molecular function: protein binding; serine-type endopeptidase activity. Lineage: Eukaryota; Metazoa; Chordata; Mammalia; Rodentia; Sciuridae. The transcript is spliced from 15 exons. The coding region runs from base 80 to 1993 and encodes 637 amino acids.